CCACAAUGAGUCGUGGUUGAACCAAGAAGAUCAAGGCUACAAGCAGCAGAAAUGAGGAACGUGAGAUGAACUCGGUGAAACCACAAGGUGUCGCUGAGAUUCGCGCUCCGGAACUUGGCUGGCUCCAUCAACAGGUGCCCCCCUCCCUCCCUCCUGUCAUCAGUCUGGACCACAGAGGAACCUGCAGCGCUCCCUCAUUGAAAUUCCGGGUCCGUCCACUCGGUCGGUGGGUGGUACCGGCGUCAUCCCCGCCUCCUCGCAGCCCCAGCCUCCCGCCAGUGUGGAUCGCCGUGGACCCAGCCACCGUCAGCCGCUUCACGCGCUCAAAUCCACGCCGGGGACCAGAGAGACGGUGGCGGCUGGCGCUGCGACUCUCCCCGCAGCUUGUCCGCCUCUCGAGCUCCUUGCUGCGGCUCGUGAUUGUGACAGUCCCCGCUGGAGGCUGGAGACUUGUGGGUGCUGCGAGGCGGGAGCAGGGCGCUUCUCUCCCGGAUACCCGGCGUUACAGCGCACCUUGCGUCAUUGAGAACCAUGAGCACUGUGGAGGAGGAGCCGGACCACAUGAUACCAUGAAGACAAGCCUGCAGGUCCUGCGCUGCCAGCUGCUGAGUGUUGUAGCCUUCCUCGCGCUGCCAGCAGGACUGGCGUCAUCAGCACAGGAUCCGUUCUCCACACGUACAUCCCAGGACUCGGUCGCUAUGGCGACCAUCCAAACCACCCCCGCAGCGUUGAAGCCAGACUGGCACCAGGAAGGCUCCAGCAGCGGGCAGUGGUCAGCCCAAGGCGUUCCGGCGAACAUCAUGCUCCCUGCCAGUGUUCCCUCUGCUCCUCCUGGUUCCCAGCUGGUUCCUCAGGUCCAGGUUCCGGUCACGGUCAGCAGUGUCCACGCCAGUGGCACAGUGAGCGCUGGGGCUCUCCAGUCCGGCGCCGGGUCUGGCCGAGGAGACACGCUAGCACCAGAACUCUUGAGCGGCGAGGCCGCCUCAGACGCUCCAGGUCUACUGCCCGCUGCGCUGGUGCGUGAGGAGCUACGCUUGAAACUCAGGGAGAACGCACAUCAUCACGCCAUCACCCUGCGGGAGGUGAGCGCACACCUGUUGGAGCCCCCUACUGGUCCGCUGGUGGUAGAGCCGGACGUUCUGGAUCCAGUCAAGAACUCGACAGACAACCACAGCGUCACCACUCCCGCGUCAGAGCUCAGCCCACAGACUCUCACGGUUUCCCUCGACGAGCGCACGACGACCAACCGCGCCGACCCGGUUCACAGCACGCCUCAAGGUGGCCCCACUGAGAACGCCACCUUGGCAGGCAGCUGGCAAGUGAACGUGACUGCGUACGGAGGACUGCUGCCCAACAGCAGCUCCGCUCACCAGACGCCGGCUCAGGAGACCAAUCCUCCCUCCACAGCCAGCGGGAACUUUCUCAACAGGCAGGUACCUGCGACCACGCAGGACCCAUGGAGCCCACACAACAGCUCAGGACCCACUGUCGACCCCCCGCCGUCGCGCCUGACCAUCUGCCUCAGCCGCAUGGACUUGGUGUGGAUCGUGCUGGCCAUCAGCGUUCCGGUGUCCUCCUGCUCUGUGCUGCUGACCGUCUGCUGCAUGCGGAGGAGGAAGAAGUCGUCGGGUCAGGAGAACAACCUGAGCUACUGGAACAACGCCAUCACCAUGGACUACUUCAGCCGGCACGCCGUGGAGCUCCCCAAAGAGAUCCACACCCUGGAGAGCGAGGAGCACGACACGUGUCUGCCUCCGAAUGGAGACUACGGCGGCAGCAGCAUGGUCCUGGUCAACCCCUUCUGCCAGGAGACCCUCUUCAUCAACAGAGAGAAGGCGUCUGCCAUCUAGAGCGGCUCACAUCAAGACUAUCAGGAACUCCACUCGCUGUCAAACACACCGUCUGCCACGACGGCCUAUUUUUCUGAUGUACAUUUUCUACCGAGAGAAAAUAUCAUAAUUGUGAUAAAGGUUUUUAUGUCUUUAUAUAUAAACUACACAACACGCUUUCUUGAUUUUCCUGCUGCGACACGUAGACAACCCCCAAAUACUCUGAAGCCUGGCUAACUUGAAUGGCAGUGUGUGUGUGUGUGUGUGUGUGUGAGAGACCAUGGCCUGUGUUUAUCAAACAUCUGGAGCAGCUGGAGGUGGACCACUGUUUUUUGCCCACAAAUUCAGAAUCAGAAAACUUUAUUAAUCCCAAGGGAAACUGUGUUCGUAACAUGCUCUGUACACAACGUAUCACAAUAAAUUAAAAAGAAAUAAUAUUAUAAAGUGCAAAAAACGCGAUACAAAAGAGCUUAGAAACCAAUGUGCAAGAAAAUACAAAAAAACGUGGCCAGAAUCCUUCAUUAUAAUUUUUUCAGGGAUGAAUGGUACAGUUUUAUUGCCACAGGGAGAAAGGAGCUUCUGUGGCGCUCGGUCUUUGAGUUGGGUCGUCUCAGUCUGUUGGUCCAUGUGCUACUGUAUUGGACCAGGAGCAGAUGGAGGGGGUGGGUGAUGUUGUCCAGGAUGCUCCUUAGUUUCAGUUUAGCAUCCUUCAUUCCAUAACCGUCUCCAUUGCGGAUGAGUCUGUUAGUGUCCGCCACUGUUCAUCUGCUGCCCCAGCAAACCACACUGAACAGAAUCGCACUGGACACCACUGACUCACAAAACGUCCUCAGCAUUGCCCCGCGGAUGUUGAAGGACCUGAGCCUGAGCCUCCUCAAGAAGAAACCUCACUCUUCUUCUCACGCCUCUGAAGACCUCCACCUUCUCUGAUGGUAGUUGUUGUUGGUUCAAAGGGCCACUUGAGUUUCUAGGGCCACAGCCUCAGCUCUUCAGAGUUUUCCUCGUGUCUGACCACUCCUCCAGAAGCUCAGUUCUGAGGGUUGGAAGUCAAGGUUACCACUCCAUGACUCAGCCAGGUUCCUCCACUCCAAACUCACCCAGGCCUUCACGGCCAGGUGCAACCAAUAGGUUGGGAGCAAGAUCGUCCAAAAUCUCAUGGUCCCUUCACCUAUCCCGUGUGGAUCUGCGGCUUGGAUGCAGCUCCCUGACCCUUCUGUGGCGCGCUCUGCACACCGUUGAGCUAACAGGAAGGCCACAUGAGGUCUGCAGCCCUUUGGCCACCUCUUACUUGACCUUCUCAUUUGAGCUGGUGUCGCUUCCACUAUGUCACGAGCCCCAGUCAGGAUCACCUACCCCCCACCCGAUGAGUGUGGCAAGACCGAGACCAUGGCCAAACUGAGUCCAGAAUUCAAUUCAGUUUGGUCUUGGUCUUGGUGUCUGUCUUGAUAUUGGUGUCGGUCUUGAUCUUGGUCUUGGCCUCGGCCUCGGCCCCUCACUGGUCUCAGUC
Molecule: messenger RNA, 3336 nt
Organism: Synchiropus splendidus (mandarinfish)
Lineage: Eukaryota; Metazoa; Chordata; Actinopteri; Syngnathiformes; Callionymidae
Gene: tmem108
Product: transmembrane protein 108
Exons: 6
Coding region: 66-1850 (594 amino acids)
Biological process (GO): retrograde axonal transport; postsynaptic density organization; dendrite extension
Cellular component (GO): postsynaptic density; endosome membrane; axon
Source: RefSeq, a predicted model, not a curated record